GCGGCGGGCGGCGCUGAGCCCUGUCACGGCAGCAGAAGGAGAAGGAGAACGGGGAGGAAGAGGAUGAGGCGCACGGCGCCACGCGGCGCUUUGCGGAAGAUCAUAAAGAAGCACAAGCCUCACUUACGGCUGGCGGCCAACACCGACUUGCUGGUACAUUUGAGCUUCUUGUUGUUUCUCCAUCGGUUAGCAGAAGAAGCCAGGACAAAUGCUUUUGAGAACAAAAGUAAAGUAAUUAAACCUGAGCAUACUAUAGCUGCAGCAAAGGUUAUUUUAAAGAAAAGCAGAGGAUAGAGGAGAAAAAAAAAAAAAGAAAUGCAGAGCCUAGUAAACAGCAGUGGAAUUUCCAGACGUUUUUCUGUGUUUUCUUACUAACUUGAGAUUCUGCGAGCCAACUUUGCACCUGUGAAAGCAUUUAGUCUUAUUUAUGUCCAUCUCCUGACUCUUGCUUCUGCUUUUGAAAAAUACAUACAUGCACACACACUAUAAUGUUUUCAUACACUUGAUAAAAAUUUUUAGAAUGUAUCAUUUACAGACAUAACGAUUAGUGUAAUUUAAGAUUUGUUGUACUUAAUUUCUCCCAUAAUAAUGGAAGGAUCCCUACUGUGCACAUUCUUCAAGUACGUGUAAUUUAUCAUUAGCAGUGUGAAACUUUUAAAGAGGAACAGCAGUAAGGAUACAAUUUUCACUAAUUCCAUUAUACAAAUUCAGAGUAUAUUUACUAGAUAGGCAAAAUCUGGGCUUUCAAAAUAAGUGUUGUAGAAGCUAGUAUAUUAAAUACCUUGGCUUUGAUCUGUUUAUAAAUGUCUGAAUGGUUUUAAAUGACUGAAAAGUAGAUUAACACUUCCAUGUUGUGGAGUAAGAAUACAUCUUUAUGUUUAGAAAUCAUGCUCUGAACUGUUAAUCUAGUCUGUUGUUUGAUGUGGUCUAUGGGACAAGUUGGUGGCCUCUAAUUCAGUUGGUGUGAACAGCCACAUGUUGGAAGCAGGGAGGAAUAUCAGACGUAGCUGAUGUUUUGAAGUUAUCUUCACUUUUGUACAGGGUCUAAGUUGGCAUGAUUCUUGAACUACUUCUUUUACCACUUUUGGAAUGUCAUUCUGACUUGUCAGAACUCUGGAAAUGUAUGUUACAUAAAAUCUUGAAUUAAAAUCUGUCUUUAAAUACUUUUAAUACUUUAAUACUUUUAAAAAUCUUUUAAUAAAGUUAUAAUUGGAUCUAUCUGCUUGAGUUGAUAUUACUGUUUUAUGGAAUCUAUAGUAGAUAAUCUGCAUGG
Messenger RNA from Centrocercus urophasianus (Greater sage-grouse), 1273 nucleotides. It is a transcript of the gene CENPW, whose product is annotated as centromere protein W. The coding region runs from base 64 to 294 and encodes 76 amino acids. Lineage: Eukaryota; Metazoa; Chordata; Aves; Galliformes; Phasianidae. Gene Ontology annotation, cellular component: nucleoplasm; kinetochore. Gene Ontology annotation, molecular function: protein heterodimerization activity; DNA binding. The transcript has 3 exons. The record is from RefSeq and is a predicted model, not a curated record. Gene Ontology annotation, biological process: chromosome segregation; mitotic cell cycle; kinetochore assembly.